AUGCCGCCGCUCCUGGCGCCCCUGCUCUGCCUGGCGCUGCUGCCCGCGCUUGCCGCACGAGGCCUGCGCUGCUCCCAGCCUGGUGAGACCUGCUUGAACGGCGGGAAGUGUGAAGUGUUCCCCAACGGCACCGAGGCCUGCAUCUGCAGCGGGGCAUUCGCGGGCCAGCAAUGCCAGGCCCCCAACCCCUGCCUCAGCGCCCCCUGCAAGAACGGCGGGACAUGCCACACAGUGGAGCGAGAUGGCCUGGUGGAUUACACCUGCAGCUGCCGCCUGGGCUUCUCGGGGCCGCUCUGCCUGACACCCCGAGACCACGCCUGCCUCGCCAGCCCCUGCCUCAACGGCGGCACCUGUGACCUGCUCACGCUGGCCGAGUACAAGUGUAUCUGCCCUCCAGGCUGGUCAGGGAAGACAUGCCAGCAGGCUGACCCCUGCGCCUCGAACCCCUGUGCCAACGGAGGCCAGUGCCUGCCCUUCGAGGCGUCGUAUAUCUGCCACUGCCCAGCCGGCUUCCACGGCCCCACGUGCCGGCAGGACGUCAAUGAGUGCAGCCAGAGCCCCGGGCUCUGCCACCACGGCGGCACCUGCCUCAACGAGGUCGGCUCCUACCGCUGCGUCUGCCGCCCCACCCACACCGGCCCCCACUGCGAGCUGCCCCACGUGCCCUGCAGCCCCUCCCCCUGCCAGAACGGGGGCACCUGCCGCCCCACGGGGGACACCACCCACGAGUGUGCCUGCCUGCCAGGCUUCACUGGCCAGAACUGCGAGGAAAACAUUGAUGACUGUCCGGGGAACAACUGCAAGAACGGAGGCGCCUGUGUGGACGGCGUGAACACCUACAACUGCCGCUGCCCCCCGGAGUGGACAGGUCAGUACUGCACGGAGGACGUGGACGAGUGCCAGCUCAUGCCCAACGCCUGCCAGAAUGGCGGGACCUGCCACAACACCCACGGCGACUACAAUUGCGUGUGCGUCAACGGCUGGACGGGUGAGGACUGCAGCGAGAACAUUGAUGACUGCGCCAGCGCCUCCUGCUUCCAGGGCGCCACCUGCCACGACCGUGUGGCCUCCUUCUACUGCGAGUGUCCCCACGGCCGUACGGGUCUGCUGUGCCACCUGAAUGACGCCUGCAUCAGCAACCCCUGCAACGAGGGCUCCAACUGCGACACCAACCCCGUCAACGGCAAGGCCAUCUGCACCUGCCCCUCGGGGUACACGGGGCCGGCCUGCAGCCAGGAUGUGGACGAGUGCUCGCUAGGCGCCAACCCCUGUGAGCACGCGGGCAAGUGCAUCAACACGCUGGGCUCGUUCGAGUGCCAGUGUCUGCAGGGCUACACCGGCCCGCGCUGCGAGAUCGACGUCAACGAGUGUGUGUCGAACCCGUGUCAGAACGAUGCCACCUGCCUGGACCAGAUCGGGGAGUUCCAGUGUAUCUGCAUGCCCGGCUACGAGGGCGUGCACUGCGAGGUGAACACGGACGAGUGCGCCAGCAGCCCCUGCCUGCAGAACGGCCGCUGCCUGGACAAGAUCAAUGAGUUCGUGUGCGAGUGCCCCACGGGCUUCACCGGGCACUUAUGCCAGUAUGACGUGGACGAGUGUGCGAGCACGCCCUGCAAGAACGGCGCUAAGUGCCUGGAUGGGCCCAACACCUACACCUGUGUGUGCACAGAAGGCUACACGGGGCCCCACUGCGAGGUGGACAUCGACGAGUGUGACCCCGACCCUUGCCACUACGGGUCCUGCAAGGAUGGCGUGGCCACCUUCACCUGCCUGUGCCAGCCGGGCUACACGGGUCACCACUGCGAGGCCAACAUCAACGAGUGCCACAGCCAGCCCUGCCGCCACGGGGGCACCUGCCAGGACCGCGACAACUCCUACCUCUGCUUCUGCCUCAAGGGGACCACAGGACCCAACUGCGAGAUCAACCUGGACGACUGCGCGAGCAACCCCUGCGACUCCGGCACGUGUCUGGACAAGAUUGACGGCUACGAGUGUGCGUGUGAGCCGGGCUACACAGGGAGCAUGUGUAACAUCAACAUUGAUGAGUGCGCAGACAGCCCCUGCCACAACGGGGGCACCUGCGAGGACGGCAUCAACGGCUUCACCUGCCGCUGCCCCGAGGGCUACCACGACCCCACCUGCCUGUCCGAGGUCAACGAGUGCAGCAGCAAUCCCUGCAUCCACGGGGCCUGCCGCGACAGCCUCAACGGGUACAAGUGUGACUGUGACCCCGGGUGGAGCGGGGCCAACUGUGAUGUCAACAACGACGAGUGUGAGUCGAACCCCUGCAUCAACGGGGGCACCUGCAAGGACAUGACCAGCGGCUACGUAUGCGCCUGCCGGGAGGGCUUCAGUGGCCCCAACUGCCAGACCAACAUCAAUGAGUGCGCAUCCAACCCGUGUCUCAACCAGGGCACGUGUAUCGAUGAUGUGGCAGGGUACAAAUGCAACUGCCUCUUGCCCUACACAGGGGCCACGUGUGAGGUGGUGCUGGCCCCGUGUGCCCCCGGGCCCUGCAGAAACGGCGGCGAGUGUCGGGAGUCAGAGGAUUACGAGAGCUUCUCCUGCGCCUGCCCCGCAGGCUGGCAGGGGCAGACCUGUGAGAUUGACAUCAAUGAGUGCGUGAAGAGCCCGUGCCACGCGGGCGCCUCCUGCCAGAACACCAACGGCGGCUACCGCUGCCACUGCCAGGCGGGCUACACGGGGCGCAACUGCGAGACCGACAUCGACGACUGCCGGCCCAACCCGUGCCAUAACGGGGGCUCCUGCACAGACGGCAUCAACACGGCCUUCUGCGACUGCCUGCCCGGCUUCCAGGGCGCCUUCUGCGAGGAGGACAUCAACGAGUGUGCCAGCAACCCCUGCCGCAACGGCGCCAACUGCACCGACUGCGUGGACAGCUACACCUGUACCUGCCCCACGGGCUUCAGCGGCAUCCACUGCGAGAACAACACACCCGACUGCACGGAGAGCUCCUGCUUCAACGGCGGUACCUGCGUGGACGGCAUCAACUCCUUCACCUGCCUGUGUCCCCCCGGCUUCACGGGCAGUUACUGCCAGCAUGAUGUCAACGAGUGUGACUCUCGGCCCUGCCUGCACGGCGGCACCUGCCACGACAGCUAUGGCACCUACAAGUGCACCUGCCCGCAGGGCUACACGGGUCUCAACUGCCAGACCCUUGUGCGCUGGUGCGACUCCUCCCCCUGCAAGAACGACGGCCGGUGCUGGCAGACCAACGCGAUGUAUCGUUGCGAGUGCCACAGCGGCUGGACUGGUCUCUACUGCGACGUGCCCAGCGUCUCCUGUGAGGUGGCCGCGCAGCAGCAAGGCAUCAACGUGACCCACUUGUGCCGGAACGGGGGCCUCUGCAUGAACGCGGGCAACACACACCACUGCCACUGCCAGGCUGGCUACACGGGCAGCUACUGCGAGGAGCAGGUGGACGAGUGCUCGCCCAGCCCCUGCCGGAACGGGGCCACCUGCACCGACUACCCUGGCGGCUACUCCUGUGAGUGUGUGGCCGGCUACCACGGGGUGAACUGCUCCGAGGAGGUGAAUGAGUGCCUGUCCCAGCCCUGCCGGAACGGCGGCACCUGCAUCGACCUCACCAACACCUACAAGUGUUCCUGCCCCCGUGGCACGCAGGGCGUGCACUGCGAGAUCAACGUGGAUGACUGCAACCCCCCCAUCGACCCCGUGUCCCGGGGCCCCAAGUGCUUUAACAACGGCACCUGCGUGGACCAGGUGGGCGGCUACAGCUGCACCUGCCCGCCUGGCUUCGUGGGUGAGCGCUGCGAGGGUGACGUCAACGAGUGCCUGUCCAACCCCUGCGACGCCCGCGGCACCCAGAACUGCGUGCAGCGCGUCAAUGCCUUCCACUGCGAGUGCCGCGCCGGCCACACCGGACGCCGCUGCGAGUCGGUCAUCAAUGGCUGCAAAGACAGGCCCUGCAAGAACGGGGGCAGCUGUGCGGUGGCCUCCAACACGGCCCGCGGGUUCAUCUGCAAAUGCCCGGCGGGCUUCGAGGGCGCCACGUGUGAGAACGACGCCCGCAGCUGCGGGAGCCUGCGGUGCCUGAACGGCGGCACGUGCAUCGCGGGCCCGCGCAGCCCCACCUGCCUGUGCCUGGGCCCCUUCACCGGCCCCGAGUGCCGGUUCCCAGCCAGCAGCCCCUGCGUGGGCGGCAGCCCCUGCUACAACCAGGGCGUCUGCGAGCCCACCGCCGAGAGCCCCUUCUACCGCUGCCGCUGCCCCGCCAAGUUCAACGGGCUCCGGUGCCACAUCCUGGACUACAGCUUUGGGGGCGGCGUGGGCCUCGACAUCCCCCCGCCGCAGGUCGAAGAGGCCUGCGAGCUCCCCGGCUGCCGCGAGGAGGCCGGCAACAAGGUCUGCAGCCUGCAGUGCAACAACCACGCGUGCGGCUGGGACGGCGGCGACUGCUCCCUCAACUUUGACGACCCCUGGCAGAACUGCACGCAGUCCCUGCAGUGCUGGAAGUACUUCGGCAACGGCCGCUGCGACAGCCAGUGCAACUCGGCCGGCUGCCUCUUCGACGGCUUCGACUGCCAGCGCGCGGAAGGCCAGUGCAACCCCCUGUACGACCAGUACUGCAAGGACCACUUCAGGGACGGGCACUGCGACCAGGGCUGCAACAGCGCGGAGUGCGAGUGGGACGGGCUGGACUGCGCGGAGCACGUGCCCGAGCGGCUGGCGGCCGGCACGCUGGUGCUGGUGGUGCUCAUGCCGCCGGAGCAGCUGCGCAACCGCUCCUUGCACUUCUUGCGCGAGCUCAGCCGCCUGCUGCACACCAACGUGGUCUUCAAGCGCGACGCCAGCGGCCAGCAGAUGAUCUUCCCCUACUACGGCCGCGAGGAGGAGCUGCACAAGCACCCCAUCAGGCGCUCCGUGGAUGGCGGGGCCCCGCUGCUCCCGGGCGGCGGGGGCAGACGCCGGCGCAGGGAGCUGGACCCCAUGGACAUCCGCGGGUCCAUCGUCUACCUGGAGAUUGACAACCGGCAGUGCGUCCAGUCAUCCUCCCAGUGCUUCCAGAGCGCCACGGAUGUGGCCGCCUUCCUGGGUGCGCUGGCCUCGCUGGGCAGCCUCAACAUACCCUACAAGAUCGAGGCCGUGCAGAGUGAGACGGUGGAGCCGCCCCCGCCCCCGCCGCUGCACUUCAUGUACGUGGCCGUGGUGGCCUUCGUGCUGCUCUUCUUCGUGGGCUGCGGGGUGCUGCUGUCGCGGAAGCGCCGGCGGCAGCAUGGCCAGCUCUGGUUCCCCGAGGGCUUCAAGGUGUCGGAGGCCAGCAAGAAGAAGCGGCGUGAGCCCCUCGGCGAGGACUCCGUGGGCCUCAAGCCGCUGAAGCACUCCUCGGACGGCGCCCUCAUGGACGACAACCAGAACGAGUGGGGCGAUGAGGGCCUGGAGGCCAAGAAGUUCCGGUUCGAGGAGCCCGUGGCCCUCCCCGACCUGGACGACCAGACAGACCACCGGCAGUGGACUCAGCAGCAUCUGGACGCCGCCGACCUGCGCGUGUCUGCCAUGGCCCCCACGCCUCCCCAGGGCGAGGCCGAUGCCGACUGCCUGGACGUGAACGUCCGCGGGCCGGACGGCUUCACGCCCCUCAUGAUCGCCUCCUGCAGCGGAGGGGGCCUCGAGACAGGCAACAGCGAGGAAGAGGAGGACGCGCCUGCGGUCAUCGCGGACUUCAUCUACCAGGGCGCCAGCCUGCACAACCAGACAGACCGCACCGGCGAGACCGCCCUGCACCUGGCCGCCCGCUACUCACGCUCCGACGCAGCCAAGCGCCUGCUGGAGGCCAGUGCGGACGCCAACAUACAGGACAACAUGGGCCGCACCCCGCUGCAUGCGGCCGUGUCUGCCGACGCGCAGGGCGUCUUCCAGAUCCUGAUCCGGAACCGAGCCACCGACCUGGAUGCCCGCAUGCACGACGGCACGACCCCGCUGAUCCUGGCUGCCCGCCUGGCCGUGGAGGGCAUGCUGGAGGACCUCAUCAACUCCCACGCCGACGUCAAUGCUGUGGACGACCUGGGCAAGUCCGCCCUGCACUGGGCGGCCGCGGUGAACAACGUGGAGGCCGCUGUCGUGCUGCUGAAGAACGGGGCCAACAAGGACAUGCAGAACAACAAGGAGGAGACGCCAUUGUUCCUGGCCGCCCGGGAGGGCAGCUACGAGACAGCCAAGGUGCUGCUGGACCAUUUUGCCAACCGGGACAUCACGGACCACAUGGACCGCCUGCCUCGCGACAUCGCGCAGGAGCGCAUGCACCACGACAUUGUGCGGCUGCUGGACGAGUACAGCCUGGUGCGCAGCCCCCCGCUGCACGGCGCCCCCCUCGGCGGCGCGCCCACCCUGUCGCCCCCGCUCUGCUCACCCAACGGCUACCUGGGCAACCUCAAGCCCCCCAUGCAGGGCAAGAAGGCCCGCAAGCCCAGCACCAAGGGCUUGGCCUGCGGCGGCAAGGAGCCCAAGGACCUCAAGGCUCGGAGGAAGAAGUCCCAAGACGGCAAGGGCUGCCUGCUGGACAGCGGGAGUGUGCUUUCGCCCGUGGACUCCCUCGAGUCCCCCCACGGCUACCUGUCAGACGUGGCCUCCCCGCCCCUCCUGCCCUCCCCUUUCCAGCCGUCUCCCUCCGUGCCCCUCAACCACCUGCCCGGGAUGCCCGAGGCCCACCUGGGCGUCGGCCACCUGAGUGUGGCAGCCAAGCCCGAGAUGGCGGCGCUGAGUGGGGGCGGCCGGCUGGCCUUCGAGGCAGGGCCACCACACCUCUCCCACCUGCCUGUGGCCUCCGGCACCAGCAGCAUCCUGGGUGCCGGCGGCAGUGGGGGCGGUGGGGCUGUGAAUUUCACCGUGGGUGGAGCCGCGGGCUUGAAUGGCCAAUGCGAGUGGCUGUCCCGGCUGCAGAACGGCCUAGUGCCCAACCAGUACAACCCGCUGCGAGGGGGCGUGACGCCGGGCACCCUGAGCACACAGGCUGCCGGCCUGCAGCAUGGCACGGUGGGCUCGCUGCACGCCCCCGCCCUGUCCCAGGUGAUGAGCUACCAGGCCCUGCCCAGCACGCGGCUGGCCUCCCAGCCUCACCUAGUGCAGACGCAGCAGCUGCAGCCGCAGCAGAACUUACAGAUGCAGCCGCCGAGCAUGCCACCGCAGCCAAACCUGCAGCCGCAGCCGCCGCAGCCACACCUCGGCGUGAGCUCAGCCGCCAGUGGCCACCUGGGCCGGAGCUUCCUGGGAGGGGAGCUGAGCCAGGCGGACAUGCAGCCGCUGGGGCCUGCCAACCUGGCGGCACACACCGUCCUGCCGCAGGAAGGCCAGGUCCUGCCCACAUCGCUGCCGUCCACACUGGCCCCACCCAUGACCACUGCCCAGUUCCUGACGCCCCCCUCCCAGCACAGCUACUCCUCCUCCCCUGUGGACAACACCCCCAGCCACCAGUUGCAGGUGCCCGAGCACCCCUUCCUCACCCCGUCCCCCGAGUCCCCCGACCAGUGGUCCAGCUCCUCGCCACAUUCCAACAUCUCCGAUUGGUCCGAGGGCAUCUCCAGCCCGCCCACCAGCGUGCCGUCCCAAAUCGCCCACGUCCCAGAGGCGUUCAAGUAA
Rangifer tarandus platyrhynchus (Svalbard reindeer) is the source of this 7617-nucleotide messenger RNA. The record is from the annotation of a GenBank genome assembly. NCBI's taxonomy places the organism in Eukaryota, Metazoa, Chordata, Mammalia, Artiodactyla, Cervidae.